This is a messenger RNA of Malania oleifera, 2038 nucleotides long. RefSeq lists its product as uncharacterized. Gene Ontology annotation, biological process: transport. Gene Ontology annotation, cellular component: Golgi apparatus; membrane. Bases 124 to 1647 code for a protein of 507 amino acids. Lineage: Eukaryota; Viridiplantae; Streptophyta; Magnoliopsida; Santalales; Ximeniaceae. The transcript is spliced from 5 exons. The record is from RefSeq and is a predicted model, not a curated record.
UCGCCUAGCGGCUCUUUACUCAAGCUGUCCUUGGCCUGUUCACCCAGUCUCCCGACAGCUCUGAGCAGGAGCAGAUCCAGAAGCUCACUCCCUCCCUCUACGCCCGAUUCAGUCGUCUUCUCAAUGUCCUCCCUCGAGGUGUUCUUUGCUCUUCUCUGCGUCUGGUUUUGCUGCGCUGAAGCUUCUGUUCAUAGUUACAAUGGAGAGAAGUUCGGGCGCAAGGGCAACGCGUUCGUAGUCCACGGAGGUAGUGAAGGAAUCUACUCUUCUUCUGCUUCCGAUCAGGAGGGCGAGAUCUCUUCUAAGGGGGAUUCGUACAUACGCUUUGAAAAGAUCAAAUUCCGGAGGCCCAAGGAAUAUGCAAACUUCAGUUCAGGGUUGAUUCAAGCCAUUGUUUUUGAGGUAGAUGAUAGAGAAACAAUUGGUGGCUCAGCCUAUGGGGGCCAAAGAGCUGUUUGCUGCACAGCAGAUUUGGCCAAAUUGGGCGUGUGUUCACAAGGAGAAAUCAUUCACCGCCCAUCCCCCAAAAAUCCUGAUUGGCCUCAAGUGUUUGGAGUCUCCUUUGAUGUAGAUAAGCUAGUUGCAACAUUGCAAUCAAAAUCCAUACAGAUUACAAAAGCUGGAAUGUAUAAUUUGUAUUUCAUUCACUGUGAUCCACAUCUUAAGGAGUUGGUAGUAGAGGGGAAAACUAUAUGGAAAAAUCCUACUGGUUACCUUCCUGGUAGAAUGGCACCACUUAUGAACUUCUAUGGAUUCAUGUCCCUGGCUUUUGUGAUACUCGGAAUAUUUUGGUUCUCUCAGUAUGCUCGAUUUUGGAGAGAGAUUAUUGCAUUGCAGAACUGCAUCACAGUUGUCAUAACAUUGGGCAUGUUAGAGAUGGCACUAUGGUAUUUUGAUUAUGUUGAAUUCAAUAAGACCGGAAUUAGACCAACUGGGACAACUGUAUGGGCAGUCACAUUUGGUUCCAUUAAGCGAACUGUUGCCCGUUUGAUAAUCCUGAUGGUUUCUAUGGGCUAUGGUGUUGUCAGACCUACUUUGGGUGGUCUCACGUCAAAGGUGAUUAUGCUUGGGGCAACCUUCUUUCUGGCAUCUGAAGUGCUUGAACUGGUAGAAAAUGUUGGUGCUGUUAGUGAUCUUUCAGGAAAGGCAAGACUGUUUUUGGUUCUUCCUGUGGCACUCUUGGAUGCUUUCUUCAUUCUUUGGAUAUUUACAUCCCUCUCUGCCACUCUUAAUAAGCUUCAGGCUAAAAGGAUGAUGGCUAAACUAGAUAUUUACAGGAAGUUCACAAAUGCUUUGGCAGUGGCUGUUAUUGUUUCUGUGGGUUGGAUAUGCUACGAGCUUUACUUCAAGUCAAGUGAUGUGUACAAUGAGCAGUGGCAGAAUGCAUGGAUCAUUCCUGCCUUCUGGCAAGUCCUGUCUUUCUCAUUACUAUGCAUCAUCUGUGCUCUUUGGGCACCAUCUCAGAACUCGAUGAGAUACGCAUACUCAGAAGAUGCAAAUGAAGAGUUCGACAGGGAUGACACUUUGACACUUAUAAAACCUUCGAUGGUCGCUUCGAAAGAUGUUGGAAGCCCGGAGGUGAGAGUUGUGCACGGUGGUGACAAUGGCUCAUCAAAUGGUGGUCUGGAAGAAGAGAAGACAGAGUGAAGCUAAAGCCCCAACAAUGGAGUAGACCAAGUUCAAUCAUAAUCACCUCCCCCACUCUCCACCACCACUGUAAGAGUAACAAAUUGCUCCUCUGGAUCACACUUCAAAAUUUUGGGUGGAGCCAUCGUGAUUCAUAGAGCACCAUGACAGGCCCAUUUGGGAAAUGAAAUUAGACACGAGUUGAAUGAGCUACUCAUUUUCUUUUGUUACCUGAUCAGUCUUGUUCAAUUGAUUAUUUGCCAUACUGCAUUCUACGUUAUGCAAAUAAUUUGUGCAGAGAAAACAGGACGACCAACUUGAUCCUACUUUCUCUUAUAAUUAUUUACUUGUAGUCUGUCAAAAUGCACAAUUUAUUUUCAUUUGAGAAUGAACUUUCGUUUACCUUGUUAAA